CCUAGCGAAACGAGAGGGACAAGCCACGAAAAUGAGCAAGGUUUCGAGGGACACGUUGUAUGAAGCUGUCAGGGAAACCCUACAGGGCUCUGUGACCAAACCUAGGAAGUUCCUGGAGACUGUGGAGCUGCAGAUCAGUUUGAAGAACUAUGAUCCCCAGAAGGACAAGCGUUUCUCUGGCACCGUCAGGCUGAAGACCCUUCCUAGGCCGAAGUUCUCAGUGUGCGUCCUUGGAGACCAGCAGCACUGUGAUGAGGCUAAAGCUGCUGACAUGCCCCACAUGGACAUCGAGGCCCUCAAAAAGCUCAACAAGAAUAAGAAGCUUGUGAAGAAACUGGCCAAGAAGUACGAUGCCUUCCUGGCCUCCGAAUCUCUGAUCAAGCAGAUCCCUCGUAUCCUGGGCCCAGGGUUGAACAAAGCUGGCAAGUUCCCCUCCCUGCUAACACACAACGAGAACCUUAACACCAAGGUGGAUGAGGUCAAAUCAACCAUCAAGUUCCAGAUGAAGAAGGUGCUUUGUCUGGCUGUGGCUGUGGGACAUGUGAAGAUGACUGAAGAUGAGCUGGUGUACAACAUCCACCUGGCCGUCAACUUCCUGGUAUCUCUGCUGAAGAAGAACUGGCAGAAUGUGCGUGCCCUUUACAUCAAGAGCACCAUGGGAAAGCCCCAGCGCCUGUAUUAAGACUAGCUUUUUCAGAUAAAUAAAAAAUGUGGCGAUACUCCAA
Lampris incognitus (smalleye Pacific opah) is the source of this 725-nucleotide messenger RNA. RefSeq names its product ribosomal protein L10a (gene rpl10a). The transcript has 6 exons. NCBI's taxonomy places the organism in Eukaryota, Metazoa, Chordata, Actinopteri, Lampriformes, Lampridae. Gene Ontology annotation, molecular function: RNA binding; structural constituent of ribosome. Gene Ontology annotation, biological process: translation. Gene Ontology annotation, cellular component: large ribosomal subunit. The record is from RefSeq and is a predicted model, not a curated record. Bases 32 to 682 code for a protein of 216 amino acids.